AACAGCUACAUUUCGAGGUCAGGAGGGUGUUUGGUUGCGGUGCGUGUGUCUCCUCCACAGUGUCCUACACCGGCUCCUCCCGCUUCUCCUGCUGCUUUUCCCCGUCUCACAAGCUGACAGCAACACCCCCAACACUAACAAUACUCGGCAAAAUGGCAGUUCCACCAACAUAUGCAGACCUCGGAAAAUCAGCAAAGGACAUCUUCAAUAAGGGAUAUGGUUUUGGACUGGUUAAGCUUGAUGUGAAGACAAAGUCUACAAGUGGAGUGGAGUUUAAAACGUCCGGCUCAUCUAACAUAGACACUAGCAAGGUCACUGGAACCCUGGAAACCAAGUACAAGUGGGCUGAGUACGGGCUGACGUUCACAGAGAAGUGGACCACGGAAAACACACUCGGGACAGAAAUUUGUGUUGAGGACCAGAUCACCAAAGGGCUGAAACUUACUUUUGACACCACAUUUUCACCAAAUACUGGCAAGAAGAGCGGCAAGGUGAAGACGGCUUAUAAAAGGGAAUACCUUAAUGCCGAUGUCGAUGUAGAUUUAGAUUUCGCUGGUCCUACCAUCCAUGGAGCAGCAGUGGCUGGCUACGAAGGCUGGCUGGCUGGCUACCAGAUGACCUUUGACACAGCCAAGUCCAAGAUGAGCCAGAGCAACUUUGCGGUUGGUUACAAGACCGGCGACUUCCAGCUUCACACCAAUGUAAAUGACGGUUCAGAGUUUGGUGGAUCCAUUUACCAGAAGGUAAACGACAAACUGGAGACCGCUGUGAAUCUUGCCUGGACAGCAGGCAGCAACGGCACUCGCUUUGGAAUUGCUGCCAAAUACCAGUUAGACUCCAGUGCCUCCAUAUCAGCUAAGGUGAAUAAUGCCAGCUUGGUAGGAAUUGGAUACAGCCAGACCCUGCGGCCUGGUAUGAAACUUCUCCUCUCUGCACUGGUGGAUGGGAAGAAUAUCAAUGCUGGCGGUCACAAGCUUGGCCUGGGUCUGGAGUUGGAGGCAUGAGGAUCUGCGCUGCCGUUUGAUGAGAAGAAUAGGAAUGUCAGCUAUAUCUGACCCCGAGCACUCCUGUCUGGUCAGCAACAUAUUUUAAAAAGAUGAAGCCAAAACAAAACGAAA
Larimichthys crocea (large yellow croaker) is the source of this 1118-nucleotide messenger RNA. Its product is annotated as voltage-dependent anion-selective channel protein 2. The record is from RefSeq and is a predicted model, not a curated record. The transcript has 9 exons. Lineage: Eukaryota; Metazoa; Chordata; Actinopteri; Sciaenidae. Gene Ontology annotation, molecular function: voltage-gated monoatomic anion channel activity. Gene Ontology annotation, cellular component: mitochondrial outer membrane. Bases 153 to 1004 code for a protein of 283 amino acids. Gene Ontology annotation, biological process: monoatomic anion transmembrane transport.